AUGAAGUCAUGGGUGAGAUGGUUGGUUGUUGUAUGUUGCCAUACGUUGCUGUUUCACUUCUCAUUCUCCAAUUCCUUAUGUCAUCCACACGAUAAAAUUGCCUUGCUCCAAUUCAAAACCUCUCUCCAUUAUUCUCAUAGUGGUAAUGUUGAUACAAAGAUAGGAACUUGGGAAAAUGGAACAGAUUGUUGCUCAUGGGUUGGGGUUACUUGCCAUCCCAUCUNUGACAGAAUUUCCAAAAUGGACAGGAAAAGUAGCAUUCCACCAUGCCUUGCAAAGUUGCCUUCCCUUUCUAUUUUGGAUUUACAGAGGAACAAACUAAAUGGAACAUUACCAAGUAAUUUCUCAAUGAAUGCUCAUUUCGGCGUUAUAAAUCUCAAUGACAACCAAUUAGAAGGUAUUUUGCCAAAAUCUUUGUCCAAUUGCACACAAUUGGAGAUCUUGAAUCUUGCCAACAAUCAAAUUGAGGACAAAUUUCCUGAUUGGAUUCAAACUCUACCAAUGUUGACAGUAUUGGUAUUGCGUGCCAACAAAUUGUACGGUCCCGUUCCAAGUUUAGAGAUGAAACAUGAAUUUUCAAGUUUACUUAUUUUUGAUAUCUCAUCCAACUACUUCAAUGGUUCAAUACCAAAAACCUAUAUACAAAAUUUUCAAGCAAUGAAGAACGUUAUUCGUUACAAAGUGGGCGAGCUAUACAUGCAACCUUCCAAUAGUAAUGCAUAUGUAACUGAGUCUGCAACUAUAACUGAAUUUGCAACUAUAACAACAAAAGCCAUAAAUAUGGCAUUCAAAAAAAUUCCAAAAAACUUUAUAACCAUUGAUUUAUCUAGAAACAAAUUUGAAGGAGAGAUUCCAUAUGUAAUUGGAGAGCUUCAUGCUCUUAAAGGACUCAACUUUUCUCAUAAUAGACUCAGUGGUUCUAUUCCCCAAUCCAUUGGAAAUUUGACAAAUUUGGAAUCACUGGAUCUCUCCUCAAAUAUGUUCAUGGGUAGGAUACCCACAGAAUUAACCAAUUUGAACUUUCUUGAAGUCCUGAAUCUUUCCUAUAAUCAUCUUGUUGGAGAAAUACCUGAAGGAAAACAGUUCAACACUUUUGAAAAUAACUCCUACAUUGGAAACUCAGGACUAUGUGGGUUCCCAUUGUCAAAGAACUGCAGUAACACUGAACAACAAUCUCCAUCUUCUCCAAACUUCUGGCGUGAAGAGAGAUUUGAAUUUGGAUGGGAAGCAGUUGUUAUAGGAUAUGGAUGUGGAAUAAUAGUUGGAAUUGGUCUUGGAAUUUUUGUAUUAUUCAUUGGAAAGCCUGAAUGGCUUGUGAAAAUGGUCAGAGGUGGUCUUCGUAAAAAGAUGAGAAGAAAGUGAAAUAUGUGAAG
Messenger RNA from Vigna umbellata (rice bean), 1373 nucleotides. The record is from RefSeq and is a predicted model, not a curated record. Lineage: Eukaryota; Viridiplantae; Streptophyta; Magnoliopsida; Fabales; Fabaceae.